AUUGUCAUAUUGAUUGAAUACUAAAGUAAUCUUAUCUAUCUUUAUCUUCUCUUAGUGCAUCCCAAUGUGAGCCAGGGUUGCCAAGGGGGAUGUGCCACAUGUUCCGAUUACAAUGGCUGCAUAACAUGUAAACCAAGACUAUUUUUUGCUCUAGUAAGGAAUGGUAUGAAGCAAGUUGGGGUUUGUCUUUCAUCUUGUCCAAAUGGAUACUAUGGAAUGCGCUCUCCAGGAAUUAACGAGUGUAAAAGAUGUAAAGCUGACUGUGAAACAUGUUUCCACAAAAGCUUCUGCACGAAGUGUAAAGGUGGCUUUUAUUUGCACAGUGGAAAAUGUCUUGACACAUGUCCAGAUGGGUUUGAAAACAAUAAUCACAGCAUGGAAUGCAGUACUAUUGUACACUGCGCAGUCAGUGAGUGGAGUCCUUGGGGUUCAUGUACAAAGAGGGGAAAACAUGUGGUUUCAAGCGGGGCAAUGAAACAAGAACUCGUGAGAUACUACAGCACCCUUCAUCACGUGGCACACCUUGCCCGCCAACAAAUGAAACAAGAAAAUGCAUAGUGCAGAGAAAGAAAUGUUCAGAAAGGGUAAAGGGCAAAGAUGAGACAAAAAAGAACAAGCAGAGAAGAAAGGAAGGAGAUGUACAGAGGAAACAGAGGCAGAAAAAAAAACAAGAAAAACCUCAGCGAGGAGGAAGGAAAGCAACGAGAAGUCAAAGCCUAG
Messenger RNA from Staurois parvus, 720 nucleotides. The record is from the annotation of a GenBank genome assembly. NCBI's taxonomy places the organism in Eukaryota, Metazoa, Chordata, Amphibia, Anura, Ranidae.